CAUGAAAAUUUUGCCUCAAAAGUGAUAUGCCAGAUAGGACUAUAGGAGUAUUAUUCAAUCCAAAAUCCUAGUGUGGCUAACUGGCUAAGGCUCGUCAAUCACCAAUGAUGAAGAGACCAUAACCAACAAAAAUCCAUGGAAUUAUUCCAGAAUUACUACAUAACAGAAGAAAAACAAAGGCAGAAAACAAAAUCAGAGCUCUGAAAAUCAUAAAAAUCCCAUCUUUUCCAUGUCUACUUCAUCUUUACCACUUCCUACUCCACUUCCACCCCACAAUCUCUCUCCUCACAGACAACUAUCUUCUACAAACUUAUCUCUCCAAGACCCACUUCUUUACUCCAUUGAUGAGACCUCAAAAGCCAUUAAAACCCCAACAAUUCGUUCUCGUUUAAGCCAACUUUGUCGAGAUGGGCAACCCUUUAUUGCACGCCAGAUGUUCGACACUUUGCCUAAACCAACUACUGUUGUUUGGAACACCAUUAUCAUUGGGUUUAUUUGUAACAGUCUCUCCUUUGAGGCUCUUUUGUUCUACUCACGUAUGCGGUCUAUGUCUUCAAUUAAAUGUGAUUCAUAUACAUAUUCAUCUGUUCUUAAGGCGUGUGCCGAUACCCGGAAUUUAAAGGUUGGUAAGGCUGUGCAUUGCCAUGUUAUAAGGUCUGAUCUCAAUGCUAGUAGAAUUGUGUAUAAUUCUUUGUUGAAUAUGUAUUCUACUUGUCUUGGAAAUACGGUUGGUGAGGUUGAUACGGUUCGUAGAGUCUUUGGUACAAUGAAAAAGAAGAAUGUUGUUGCUUGGAAUACUAUGAUUUCUUGGUUUGUUAAGACUGAGAGAUUUUAUGAGGCUGUUAGGCAUUUUAGGUUGAUGAUGAUAAUGGGAAUUAAACCCACUCCUGUUAGUUUUGUUAAUGUGUUUCCAGCUGUUUCGGGUAUUUGUGAUUACAAGGUUGCCAAUGUUAUGUAUGGGAUGCUUCUGAAGUUUGGUGGUGGAUAUGCUGAUGACUUGUUUGCUGUCAGCUCAGCUAUUGUUAUGUUCUCAGAGAUGGGUUCUGUAGAGUUCGCGAGGAAGAUUUUUGAUGAGUGUGUGGACAAGAAUGUAGAGGUUUGGAAUAGCAUGAUUGGUGGGUAUUUGCAAAACAACUGCUGCAUCGAGGCACUUGAUCUUUUUGUGGAAGCUCUUAAUUCGGACCAUGUUUCACUUGAUAAUGUUAGUUACAUUUCUGCUCUAACUACUGUCUCACAAUUGCAGCAUGGGCCAAUUGGUCAACAACUGCAUGCUCAUGUGGUGAAGAAAUCAACUUCUUUCUCUGUCACAGUACUAAAUGCCGUCAUUGUUAUGUAUUCGAGGUGUAACUUUGUUCAGGAAGCUUUUAAGGUAUUUGAUGGGAUGGUUGACAGAGAUAUUGUGUCAUGGAAUACUAUUAUUACUGCUUUUGUGCAGAAUGGAUUGGAUGAAGAAGGACUGAUGCUUGUUUACGAGAUGCAGAACCAGGGGUUUAUAGUUGAUGCAGUAACAGUUAUAGCUAUACUCUCAGCAGCAUCGAAUCUAAGAAGUGAGGCCAUUGGCAAGCAGACUCAUGGAUAUCUAAUAAGGAAAGGGAUCGAGUUUCAGGGUAUGGAGAGCUAUUUGAUAGAUAUGUAUGCUAAAUGCGAUUUAAUAAAGAAAGCAGUAAUUUUAUUUGAAGAAAGUGAUGAGCUAAGCAGAGAUCAAGCAACAUGGAAUUCCAUGCUUUCUGGUAACGCACAGAAUAGAAUGAUUGUAGAGGCUCUUAUUGUACUUCGCCAAAUGCUUGAGAGAAAUGUGCUUCCAAAUGCUGUGACUUUGGCAUCAAUUCUCCCAGCUUGCAGUCAAAUUGGGAGUAUUGCCUUGGGGAAGCAGCUUCAUGGUUUUGCUAUCCGUCACUCUAUUGACCAAAAUGUUUUUGUUGGCACUGCUUUAGUAGACAUGUAUUCGAAGCUAGGAGUAAUUGCUUCUGCUGAAAACGUGUUUGCUUCAGCCCCCACUAAGAGUCCUGUUACGUACACUAACAUGAUAUUGGGUUAUGGCCAUCAUGGAGUGGGAGCUUUAGCUCUCAACUUAUUUGAUGAAAUGCAAAGUUCAGGUGUAAGACCUGAUGCAAUCACUUUCAUUGCAGUAUUAUCUGCUUGCAGCUAUGCUGGAUUGGUUGAUGAAGGCCUUAAGAUUCUGGAGUCAAUGGAGGAAAAAUAUGGGAUUCAACCUUCAAUUGAACACUAUGCUUGUGUUGUGGACAUGCUGGGAAGAGAUGGAAGGUUUACGGAGGCCUUUGAGUUGGCUGAAAAUUUGGGAGAGGUAGGUAGUGCAAUCCAAGCUUGGGGUUCACUUCUUGCAGCCUGCAAAACUCACAGACAAUAUGAAUUGGCAAAAAUCGCUGCCAAUAAGUUACUCGAGAUGGAGUCUAGGAAUAGUAGGAGCGGGUACCAUGUACUACUGUCAAAUGUAUAUGCAGAUGAAGGAUAUUAUGAACUUGCCGAUAGAGUCAGAAAAGAGAUGCGAGAGAGGGGUGAGAGAAAGGAAGUUGGCUGCAGUUGGAUAGAGACUUCUGGUUGUGUAAACUAUUUUGUGUCCAAAGAUAUGAAGCAUCAAGCAUGUGAGGAUAUAUAUGAGAUGCUGGCAAAGUUAGCUACUAAUAUGGAGGAUGCUGGUUACAGUCCUCUUUGUUAUGGUGAUACACCAAUGGACGAGAUACCUGAAAAUGAUGAUUGGGUUCAAAGAGCUAUGCAGUUGAGUUCUGUCAGUUCAUAGUUGAUUGUGAUACCCAACUCCAAGAUAAGCUUCUACCAGAGUAAUGAUAUUGUGGCGGUUCAAAGUAAAAAUGAAGUCUCCUGGCGUGUAUGCUAAGAAAAUUUCCCUUGUUCUUGCUAUAUCGAAGCUAAGUUUGUAUGUUGCAUAGAGGGGGAAUCCGUGCUCAUAGAAUUCCUGUUGCUAAGGAUUUGGGAAGUGUCAAGUCUUUGACUGCCUCAGAGAAAGGAACUUAAGAGCCUGAAAACCCUCGAAAAACAACUACAUAAUGGACAUGACUUGAAGCCGAUCCAACAAAUUGAUACUUUUGACAGGUCUAUGCCACUUUCACAAAAAGCCCACUUGCUGAAGAUUUCCAGUUGUAAUUUGUAAUUUCAAUUUAGAAAGUAGAUGCCUCUCCUGAAGAGGAAGAUUGUGCUUGCAUUUGAUGCAGAGAGGAUACUACUAAUGAGAGCUUGCAAAUAAUGGCGAAAUAGAGCAAUAUAUUUUGACGUGCAACUGAUACGUCUGUGAAACUAAGACUCACUUUGAGAGGGUCUCCCAAUUGUGGACUUACGGUACUAAUUGUGCAACUGUUACUGGUGAAAAGAGAAAGGUGGCAAUAUUUUCCAGUUUUCUGAUGGAAACUUCAAAGUGUUCCAGGGGCUCCAAGUUUGAUAUCAGAGCAAUCCAGCUGAUUGGAAGCUUAAUGUGGGAAUUUCUUGAAGAAAGUUAAACUCAACAAGUCCCAUUUCUUGGUGGAGAAUUGGUGAUGAAGUGGACUAUUCUGAAGCGCAGUAUCAUUUAGCCCCGGGGUCGAUCAAAACAGAACUAGAAGCAACUGAUUAGCAAACAACAGCUUCAGCUGUGAUGGGAUCUGGCUCAUAUUGAAGCCUGGUAUAUUUGCCAUUUCUCAUGUUUCUCCUCCAAUCUAUCCUUUUGAAAUGGCUGCUUUAAAUACACAAUGAUGAAAGGAGCUUAAAGUACACCGAAUAAUAAAAUUGUUUAAAGAAAAUGAAAAUGAAUAUCUUUCAUGUAAAGUUCAUACACUCCAGCUAGAAAAUAGGUUAAUCAUGGAAUCUAUACUUGGUUUGGAUAAUAUCUGUUUGCAUUGUAGGUUUAGGAUGAGACACACAGGAAUGUAACAAAUCAUAUAUAAUAUUAAAGCAAGAAAAAAUUAGCCUAUGUGGCAGCCUCAUAGAAA
This is a messenger RNA of Beta vulgaris subsp. vulgaris (sugar beet), 3938 nucleotides long. RefSeq names its product pentatricopeptide repeat-containing protein At3g22150, chloroplastic. The record is from RefSeq and is a predicted model, not a curated record. Gene Ontology annotation, biological process: RNA modification. The coding region runs from base 230 to 2758 and encodes 842 amino acids. Gene Ontology annotation, molecular function: protein binding; RNA binding. NCBI's taxonomy places the organism in Eukaryota, Viridiplantae, Streptophyta, Magnoliopsida, Caryophyllales, Amaranthaceae. The transcript has 5 exons.